CUGAGCAGCGUUAUAUCCGGGGGUAGGAAGGUGACGUCGAGUGCGUCACUUCCUGUACGGCAGCCAUAACUGUUGGCGGGUAGCUGCUAUCACCGGUUUAAACUUCGUCCGGUAACUUUCCUCCCGCGGCUCCAUGGGCGGGAGAAACUGCUGCGUUAAAAACUGCCGCCGCCGGUCUCACGACCACCACGGAAGGAAAAUCCCGAACGGACUCAACUUCCACUGUUUCCCCGCCUGGAGGCAGAGCGAGGGCGCUCACACGUCCGAGCUGACGAGGCGGAGGAGGGAAGCCUGGGUGGCCGCGGUCGGCCGGAGCGACAUCACCUUCGACCACGUCCCCGCCUCCAUGAGGGUGUGCUCCAGACACUUCCACUCCGGGAACCCAGCGUACGAUAUGCUGGAGUCGGAUCCUGACUGGGUCCCGUCGCUGCACCUGGGUCACGGUGAAGGAAACGGCAGACGGUCCGAGCGAUUCCCACCGUCCGAGCAGUCGAAGGUGGAGCGGCGACAAAGAUGGACGACAAAGAGGAGACAUGAGGCGAGGACGACUCACAGAGAACGAGGAGGAGGAGGAGGGACUCAGGACUCUUUACAGACCACAGGCGCUGCGAGGCCGACGGCUCCUCCAUGGAGAGAAGUGAAGUCUCUGCUGCAGUCGGUUCUGCAGAGUAAAACCAACGAGACGGACGAAUCCGCUGCUGCGAAGAGGAAGAAGACGGAGCUCAGCUUCAGAGACUUUUUCAGAGAUGCUCUCGAGGCUUCUCUGGAGGCCUCCAGCAGGUCCAGAGCCUGGUCACAGAGACCCCCUUCAGUCUCUGAGGAGUACACAGUGGAGCUGAACUUUACACAGAACCAGACCUCCUCCUCCUCCCCCUCCUCCUCCCCCUUCUCCUCCUCCUCCUCCCCCUCCCCUUCCUCCUCCUCCUCCUGUCUGAACUGUCGCAGGCUGCAGAGGAGAAUCACAGAGCUGGAGGAGAAGUUGUGUAAUCUGGAAGGAGAACAGGAGGACAUGCAGACCUCACCUGUGGCCAGCAGGGCCGAGGUCCGACAGAACCAGGUCCUGCAGAGUCCUGAACCAGUUCACAAAGCAGAGGACGAGACUGGAUGGAUGGAGCCUCUCUCUCCACCUCAUGAAAGUGACGAGGACGUGGAUUCGGUCAGCGAUUCGGCCAGUGACUCGACUCCCAGCAGCCCCGGGGUCUUUCAGAUCGUUUGGUCAAAGCAGAGACGUCGCUUGCCUCCUCGCUUCAACAAGGCCUGGCUCAAAACGUUCUGGUUCCUGCGUUAUUCUCCAGACCUGGACCUGAUGUGGUGCCACGUCUGUCGCCUCCACGCAGACAAGAGACACCAGAACAUGGCUUUAAUCAAAGGCUCCAAGAUGUUUAAGCUCGACAACAUCAAGAAACACAGGGACAGCAGAUACCACAAAGAGAAUAUGGAGCGCCACAUGCUGGAUGUGUAUGAGCUGCAGCAGUGAGGACUCACACCAACACUUCACUGAUGCUUAGUUUGGUCUGGGAUCAGUUCAUGUUUCACUGUUAAUGAACCGAGGCAGCGUCCACACUACAGAGGUUCCUCUGACUCAGAAAUCAGAGAAUAAAGAGCCUGCAGAGUCAUUUUGUUUUUAAAGGUUUCAUCUGUAACUUUUCUUCAUUAAAAUGUUAUGAUGUUGUAGAUUUCGUCACAGCGUCAUAUCCUCUUUGUUCAUGUGUCAGUGUUGUGAUUGUCAGAAGCAUCCAAACUGACGUUUUACCCAGUUUUCAGUCUCGUUUUUAACUCACACUUUUUAGAUGUUGGUGAUGAAGGAUUUUAGUCAUCAGACAUUUGGAUCUGAAGUUAUCAGAGCAACAAACUGAGCUAACUUCAGUGCUCGAGUAGAAGGCAGCUGGACUUCUUGUAGGUUAGGAUCGCCAACAAGUCGCACCUUGGCUCAUGUGACCCUAACGACUCACAUGACGACAGGUGGGUAAACACCUGGGACUCCCCUCAGCCUCUGGACCUGAUGAAGCCUUUCACAUGAGAAACAUCUUCAAGAAAACUAAAAGAAGUCCAGCUCCCUUCAACUUUAGCGCUUAAGACAACCACAACCUGGAUGACUGAGAACCUACAGAGACAGAAGCUAAGCUAAUGUUAGCAGCAGGAAUUCUUGAUUUUUAACAUGAACUGUUUUAUUCAGUGUUUGAAUCAGCUGCUCUGUUUGUUUUGGAGAGAAGACCUCUGAGGAGAAUUCAGCUCCUGGUAAAAACCUCCCGAACGACACUGAAGGAAUCCUGACCAGGAGAAACUGACUGCAGUGAAGACAACAACUCCCAUGAUCCCACACUACAUCCCGGUGUCAUUAAACCACAUCUUUUGUCAUUGUUUUGAUUGAGAGACUUGUAAUAAACUGUGUUUAUUUAGUUAAA
Molecule: messenger RNA, 2405 nt
Organism: Lates calcarifer (barramundi perch)
Lineage: Eukaryota; Metazoa; Chordata; Actinopteri; Centropomidae
Exons: 5
Coding region: 134-1477 (447 amino acids)
Source: RefSeq, a predicted model, not a curated record